AUGUGUGUGGGAACCAAUGAAAGAGAGACAGAUUAAAAAAAAUUAUUAUGGCAGAACUGCAAGACGACUUUCUGACAUGCUACGACGUGUUAGAAAGCGUUGGGAACUUCAUGGCAUCCGUCCUAGUUGGAUAGGAGAAGAAAUCUUUCGGGAACUUCUUAAAUAUUGGGAGAGUGAUGAGUUUGCGGCCAAAUCUGAAAAUGCAAAGAAGAUGAGAGCAUCUGAAAAGGGUGGUUGCCUUAAUGCUGUUGGAAGUAUAAGCACUGCUGAGCAUGUUCGUCGCAUGACUAAGGAAUUAAAUAGACCUCCACUUAUGACCGAGCUGGUUGCGAGGACUCGGAAAAAGAAAACAGGAGCUUUUGUUGACAGUCGUACACAAAAAGCUAUGGAUGAUUAUCAGACAUUGCUUGUACAAUUUCUGACUGCUAAUCCUAAGUAUACUCCAAGACCGGGAGAGCCGCUUCAUCCAGAUAGAGACACUGUAAGACAAUUGGCGAUAAAUGAGGUGAGGCGUGAGGCGGCGGAACGUGAAGCGGCACUGAAAGCCCAAAUGGAGGCCCAAAUGAGGGCAAUGCGGAGUGAGCAUCAGCGGGAAAUGGAGGUCAUGGCGAAAAGACAAUCGGAUAUGGAGGCACAAAUGCGACAAUUUAUGCAAUCCUUUGGUGGAAACCAAAAUAUGGGGAAUUAUGCGCCGACUGAUCAGGAAAAUCUAAAUGAGGAUGAGUUUCCCGACCCGGAUUGA
Vicia villosa (hairy vetch) is the source of this 742-nucleotide messenger RNA. RefSeq lists its product as uncharacterized. The record is from RefSeq and is a predicted model, not a curated record. Bases 17 to 742 code for a protein of 241 amino acids. The transcript is spliced from 4 exons. Lineage: Eukaryota; Viridiplantae; Streptophyta; Magnoliopsida; Fabales; Fabaceae.